Zalophus californianus (California sea lion) is the source of this 6149-nucleotide messenger RNA. RefSeq names its product insulin induced gene 1 (gene INSIG1). Gene Ontology annotation, cellular component: endoplasmic reticulum; SREBP-SCAP-Insig complex. The transcript is spliced from 5 exons. The record is from RefSeq and is a predicted model, not a curated record. NCBI's taxonomy places the organism in Eukaryota, Metazoa, Chordata, Mammalia, Carnivora, Otariidae. Gene Ontology annotation, biological process: SREBP-SCAP complex retention in endoplasmic reticulum; cellular response to insulin stimulus; cholesterol biosynthetic process. The coding region runs from base 139 to 1008 and encodes 289 amino acids.
CGCCGCCCGCCUUAUAAGCUGCGCCGCGCGCCCCGCGCCACGGGCCCAACUCCAGGCGGUCCGGGCCUUGACCUCGUUCUUCCGUGAGCCCGCGCGGGCGCCCCUCGGACAGGAGCGCCGGCCCGCCUCCGGUGACCGAUGCCCAGGCUGGACGACCACUGCUGGAGCUGUUCCUGUGCCCAGGGCGCCAGGCACCGAGGCCUCCCUGGAGCCGGGGCCGGAGGGCUGGCGGCCAAAGUGGGAGACAUGCUCAGCCCCGCCGCGCUGGCGGCCCGCCGCGGCCCGGACCCGGACUCCGCGCCCGCCCGCGGGCCUCGCAGCCCCGGGGCGGGGGGUCGCGGCGCCGGCGGCGGCCCCCCCGGCAGCUGGCACCACCACCUGGUGCAGAGGAGCCUGGUGCUGUUCUCGGUGGGGGUCGUGCUGGCCCUGGUGCUCAACCUGCUGCAGGUGCAGCGGAACGUCACCCUGUUCCCCGAGGAGGUCAUCGCCACCAUCUUCUCGUCGGCCUGGUGGGUCCCACCGUGCUGCGGGACGGCGGCCGCUGUUGUGGGCUUGCUGUACCCCUGCAUUGACAGUCACCUCGGGGAGCCGCACAAGUUUAAGCGGGAGUGGGCCAGUGUGAUGCGCUGCGUGGCCGUGUUUGUUGGCAUCAACCACGCCAGUGCUAAAUUGGAUUUUGCCAAUAAUGUCCAGCUCUCCUUGACAUUAGCAGCCCUGUCUUUGGGCCUUUGGUGGACAUUUGACCGUUCGAGAAGUGGCCUCGGGCUUGGGAUCACCAUCGCCUUCCUGGCCACUCUGAUCACUCAGCUGCUGGUGUACAAUGGUGUCUAUCAGUACACAUCCCCGGAUUUUCUCUACAUCCGCUCCUGGCUGCCGUGUAUCUUCUUCUCAGGAGGUGUCACCGUGGGCAACAUAGGGCGGCAGCUGGCUAUGGUACGUGGUGACGCGGUCUGCCCCCGGCGCUGCAGGAGCUGGCCUCCUAGCCUGGCUUUACGCAAGUCACUGUAACGUGUGCUGGUCUAUGUCUAGUUGAGACUCAGAAACGAUUACUGAGAAGAGCGUACGUUUAAAAAAAUAAGUAGCGGUACCAACUCAGGACUUUGCUAAAUUAUAAAGAUUCAGGGGAUUUGUAAACGCAUGAUGAGCUGGAAAGCAAGCAGAGUUGUGGGCAGCCCCGCAUGUAAUGGAUGCGUUCAGUGGCUUUUCUGAGCUCUCAACUACUCUAGUAACUGGCAGAGCGGUCACUGAAAGCGCUAAUGGCUGAUAACAAGGCCCCCGCCGUCCCUCACGCAGGGCCAGGUGAUGCCAGGGCAGCAGACGCCGCGGAGACCCUGCGCCCAGGUCCGGGCCUGGGUAGGCCAGCCCUGUCCUUCCCAGGGCCGGUGGGCCUGGCGGGCCUGGCUCAGCGUCGUGGGGAAGACGGACUCCCAGGGGCACGGAGCCGUUUCCUGAGAGCCAGAAAGGCAAAGGAAGUCCGGGAUCAUUUUGGCAGUUCUGUUCAGUAGUAAACAUUCACAUUUCAACACUUUAGUAAGAGAAAAUUAAAUGUGGACAUUUAACUGUUCUUUCGAGUUGACUCUGACUCUAGGGCUUCAUUGAAAUGAACUGAAGAGAACUGCAGAGUCUUAAGAGGGCCACUGCCCUCAGAGAUCAACCGUGGGGCAUUCUCAGAAAACUUGUCUUGGUCCCUCAGGCUGUUUAUAGAACAGGACGUCUAUUUGUGCCUGCUGAUACUUGUGGGAGCUGAAUUUGAAGGCUGCGUGGCUGGUUCACAGAGAUAGAACUAAGUUCUGAAAGCUAGAAUGUGUAGCACAUCCCACUGGUUCUGGAGUUCCUCGUCCCUCCCUCCACCCCUUACGGUCCCAAGGAGCCAGUGCCCAGAAGGGAACGUGAUGAAAAUAUGGUUUCUUGCAGCCCCGAUGAGGGUCAGUGGACUUGGCUCACUUAUAUUGACUUGCGUGGGACACCCGUGCGCUGGCUCCCUCCUGCCCAGCCCACUGCCUGGUUUUCCGAGUUGAACUGGGCAGGUCCACCAUCUGUCCACCAUCCGUCCACUGUCCAUCCACCAGUGCUUGUUGCUGUGAGGCUUCUAUUUUAGCAGCUUCAGUAGAGAACUCCUAAUAUGGCUUUUGGGAUAAAUCUGUCAUCAGCCAGGGUAACUCCAUUAAAUGAACAUUUGAAUGACCUUCAACAAGUUGAAGGUUGUUAUUUCAGGCUGCUGGGCUGAUGCUGUUGUGUAUUCACGGGGAAGGUUUGACCCAGGUUCAGGAAGUAAGCAUUUCGUGGGUAGAGGCAGCAACUUCCCACGGGCACGAGUUGUAAGCAUCUAGAAAUGGUUGGAGGAAAGUUUUUUUAAAAGUCAUGCAAAUUGUACCUUUGAAAAUACUACUUGAAGAUUGUGUUAGUGAAUGGUCCUCGCUGUGCCUCUUCAGUUGUUAGGGUGGAAAUUUUAAAAUUAAGUGAAAAUUUAACCGAUAAGUGUGAAUAUUAAAGAUUUUAAAACAAGCUAACUGCAGGGCUCUAAUUCUCCUUACUGAAGCUUGCUCUUCCCUUUUAGGGGGACUUACGUAAGGAUGUUCUUACCUCACAAGGGAGCCAGCGCACAGGUGUCCCAUGCAAGUCAAUAUAAGUUGAAAUGAGGGGCGCAAUAAUCACCUUCCCUCCCAGGUCAUGAGAAUGAGCGGACUUCUCAAGUCUCUGCACCCACCCCACGUGCCAUUGUUUCCAUCCAUGAGUGUGCAGAUCCUUCCCCCUGGGCCCCAGCCGCAGAGAAAGUUAGCAGGGUCAGAAGUGGGGGCUUCCUUCCCCUGGGCCAGGGGCACCGCCCGCCAUCCUGUCGCCCGGGACGGGAGCUACUGACGGCGAGUGGCCACUCCAGGGGAGGAGAUGGCAAGGCACCCAUUCUCUGGGUGGAGAGCCCGGGACGAGUGAACAUGUGUGAGACUGUCCUCACUUGUGCAGCUGUGUUUGUGCUGGAGGAAGCUCCGUGGUGGAGCAUGGCUUCUGGCUUCAUUGCUUCGGGGAGUUACGGACGUCUGAGAGUAGGGAGCCAGGUUUAAGCCCUGUUCCACAGCAUGGGUCUGUCUGACUUGGCGGGCAGCACUCGCCUCUCUGGUGAGGAGAUCAGCCUUGUGAGUGGGGGGAUGGGAGAUGGGCUCUGGAACGGGUUAGAAGCAGCUACUUUUGGGAAGUAGAACUGUGCAUGGUUUUUAGAGUUUGUUAGAUUUUUCUAGUCCUCAUUAAAAAAGUUACAGUGAAAACAUUACUUUUAUAAUCAGAAACACAGGUGACGUGUAGGAUCUUGGAGCCUGUGGAGGGUGUGGGUGAGGGGGCAGGGAAGGCAGGGAAGGCUCGCUGCACGCUCACAGAGCCCACUCCCGCGGAGGUCCCCACAGACGGCCUUGAUCCUGCUGCCACCGCGGCUGAGACCCCAACUUUGAUUCCGAGCGAUGCCACCUUCCUGAGCACGACCCUGGCGUUAGAUUGCCGUCGCCGCCCCCCCUCCCCCCACGGCCCCGGAGUCUGUCCAGCUGGUCCCUGGCUUUUUGUCUUUCUUGGCUUCCAUCCCCGGACGUAUCUGUAUGCGAAUCUCGUGGAAGCAGUGGUUUUUCCUCCGUCCCCGGCACAUCCAGCGCAUUCGCGGUUGAAGCUAGCCGCCUGCUCCCUCUGAGCGAAUCCUCUGUUCCUGUGGAACGAGGGUGCUGCCCUGGGUGCCCUGUACGCGGUGGACAGACUGCCCGCUGCGGCGGCAGCCAACGGUGCGGGAAGCCUGCCGAUAGAAUCGGGAGCGUAGGAAAUUAAUCUCAGACUACGUCAGCUCCCAAGAGUGAAAUACACGUUCCUGAUAAAGGUGUCCUGCCUGCCUAGGUUUUCACAGGGCCUGCUCUUUGGGGGGCUGCUCCCCCGAGGCAGCACCAGCGGAGGGCCAUGAGGGGCUGGAGUACUGGAGGGGUUGCAGGUGCCUGAGGCCCAGCCCAGUGCUGCAAGCAGCCCUGCGGGGACAGGGAGUGAGCCCCCGGGGCAGCACCGAGGCCGCACACCCUGACAGACUGGGAGAGCGUACGCUGUUGUGCAGGUGUGUGACUUGGGGUCCCAUAGUUGUCAAUCUGAGCAAUGCUUUUGUGACAUAAAGUCAGCCCUUCUGGAACCUUCCUCAUCAAGGAGACAACUGUCUUUAAAGAGGACGAGUUAAAGAGGUUUUUUAGGGAGAGUGCGACUACUUAAGCCUCCCUCCUCAAUUGUUUUCUUUCUUCAAAGAAAGGGAAAAAAGUCACAGCUUUCAAAACAGGCUUACACUGCUCAAAAUUCGAAAACUCAUUUUCAUGCUUAAAUCCCAGGAAAGCUGCUCAGUGUCAGGAGUGGGGCUGGCCCACCCGGCUGUCCUCAGGCCGCGCUCUGCAGCAGUCAGCUUCCUCUUCCAGCCCACCUUCCGCAGAGGCCUUGCACUCAGCUGUCUGCAGGACCUUGGUACUUUAGGGGCAGAGUUUAAGAAGGACUCUCAGUUCAGGAUCGGCACCUUCCCCCAGUGUAAGGCCGUUGACGGCUGCAGCUCCACGAAGGAGAGGAAGGUGGUGGAGCCAGCGCCGACCGGAGCGCUGGCCCCGCACUCCGCUGCGGUCUCCUGGAAUGCCUUCUCCGUCCUCACCCGGGCUCUCUCCCUUAGGAAGAAAUGUCAUUACUUGCAAGGAUCGCCACGUCUCAAAGUUGCACGUGGGUUCCAUUCAGUGGUUCAAGUAACUUCUUCCAUGUGGUAGUCAUUUGUCUGCCUGAUGUUUAAGAGAAAAUGAUGAGCCUGUAGCAUGAUUGUAUGGAAUUUCUAUUUAUUGCUAUUGGUAGCUUCAAGUCUUAAAACGUUAAGGCGUCACGCUGCCCCAGGGCAGGGGACAUGUGGCUCUGCUUCUGGUGGCCCAGGCUGCAGGAUUCCUGGCAGCAGAGAACUGACUUCUUUCCCGUUCGUGAGGGCCGCCCCUCGGCCGCCAAGAACUGUAGUAACGCUGGUGUCCUUCCUGAGGGCUGCAUUGGCUCGUCCAGUCUUCGCGGUAGCAGUUUGAAGUAGGACCUGCUGUUGCCCGUUGUGAAGACGCGGGGAAGGUGGCCAGGAAGGUCAGCCGCCCGGGUGUGACACCCGUCCUGCUGGCACGUGGCGGCCGGCAGCCCUCCCCGGGGACCGUGCCGGCGUCUGUGCGGGUGCCCUGGCGUUGCGGGGGUCCCCUCCUGCCCCGGGAUGUGCUGCUCUCAGGCAGCGCGCCCGGUGUCCCGUCCGACCCAGGCUGAGCGAUAGCUCUUGUCGGCGGUGACUUGUGUCCCUACACUAACACCAGACCUGACCGUAGUCUCCCGCACACCACGGGUGGCAAACCCGCGUUCUCUGAAUCCCACGUGUGGUGGGUCUGCCCCCGGGUUUCUCUAGGCGAUUUUUGUUUAGGACCUUUCUCACGUUUGUAGCCAGCAGCUCAUCGUGCUUCCAGAUGACCAGAUCUUACAUCUGUGUUUCCCUGGGUAGGAAUUAGCGCCCGAAAACUCCUGGCGGCCCCCUUACUGCGCUUCUCCCACAUCAGACACGGGACGGUCUCGGGCUUCUUUCGCUGACUGGUGGCAUUCGCCCGAUGUCCUACAGGACAGGUGCCUAGGUGGGGGAGGCCAGUGGGCCACACGGGUUCCGGGAAGGAAACAUUCACCGGAGGUCCUCCCGUGCCCUUCAGUGGCCUUGUGACCUUAACAGAGGCCACUGGUCGUUGGAGUUGCUCCUCCCUCAGUGAGACCUCAGCCCUGCGCUGGGAAUCGCCGGGCAGCACCCGGAGAGCAGGCGGCACCCGAGAGCGGGUAGCACCCGAGAGCGGGGACACGCCGACACCUGCAGGCGUUGUUGUGAGGCUCAGACCAGGAAGCGCGGGGCACAGGCGUCCCUCGGCAUCCCGAGCCAGGCCUGUCUCAGCAGACUGCCUGCUGUCCGUAAGGGUCCUCAGGAGCAGACUGAUAGUGCCCAGAAGAGUGUGCUUUCUAGACCGCAGUGCACGAGCCUCCCCGUGCCACCGCCCGCACCCCUGCGCCCUCCUUCAGGGGCGGGUUUAGCCCUGUCUACACUCACACAGCAGCUUCGUGGCUCCCAGCCGAGGGCGGUGAGGUCAUCACAGGGGCGGGGGGGGGGG